Molecule: messenger RNA, 1371 nt
Organism: Cladocopium goreaui
Lineage: Eukaryota; Dinophyceae; Suessiales; Symbiodiniaceae
Source: the annotation of a GenBank genome assembly
AUGCCGCAGUUCAGCUUGGAACAGGUCAGGAGCAUCAUGGACCAAACUGAGAAGAUCCGCUCUCUGAGCAUCAUCGCCCACGUGGAUCAUGGCAAGACCACCCUGGCGGAUUCCUUGGUCUCUCGCGCCGGCAUCAUCUCCACGAAAGCGGCUGGGGACACCAAGUUCACCCACGGGCGCAAGGAUGAGCAGGAACGUGGCGUCACCAUCAAGAGUACCGGUGUGACCUUGUGCUUGGAGCACGACCAGGGAGAUGGCCAUGGACAGCAGCCCUACCUGGUGAAUCUCAUCGAUUCCCCUGGCCACGUGGAUUUCUCCUCCGAGGUGACGGCCGCCCUGCGCAUCACCGACGGCGCCAUCGUGGUGGUGGACUGCAUCGAGGGCUGCGCCGUGCAGACGGAGACGGUGCUGCGGCAAGCCUUGCAGGAACGGGUGAAGCCAUGCCUCUUCGUCAACAAAGUGGACCGCUGUAUCCUUGAGAUGCAAAUGGAGGCUGAAGACAUGUACCUGCGCUUCCGAAAUGCCAUUGAGAACGUGAAUGUAAUUAUAGCUACCUACAACGACUCCUCCAUGGGUGACCUCCAGGUACGCCCAGAGCUGGGCAAUGUGGCCUUCGGCAGCGGUCUUCAUGGCUGGGGCUUCAGCAUCGAGACCUUUGCCAAGAUCUUGUCUGCAAAGAGUGGCAUGGAAAAGUCCAAAAUGAUGGAAAAGCUGUGGGGCGAUUGGUUCUACAAUCCGAAGAAGAAGGUCUGGACGAAUGUGCAGCAACCCGAGGAUUGCGAAGAACCUUUGCAGAGAGGCUUCUGUCAGUACGUCAUGAACCCGAUCAAUCAGCUGAUCCGUGCCAUCAUGGACAAGGACUCUGAGAAGUAUGAGAAGAUGAUGGCACGCGUGGGCAUCGUCCUGAAAGGUGAAGACAAGAACCUCACAGGCAAAGCCCUCAUGAAACAUGUCAUGCAGAACUGGAUCAACGCCGGAGAAUCCUUGGUCGCCAUGGUGGUGAUGAAGUUGCCACCGCCAAAGUUGGCACAGCGCUACAGGGUGGAGAACCUCUAUGACGGUCCUAUGGAUGAUGAAGCAGCCAUGGGCAUCAGAAAUUGUGACCCAAGUGGCCCAUUGAUGAUGUAUGUGUCGAAGAUGGUGCCAGCUGCAGACAAGAGCCGCUUCUAUGCCUUCGGCCGCGUCUUCUCAGGCACGGUGGCCACUGGUCAAAAGGUGCGCAUCCAAGGGCCCCACUAUCGCCCGGGCAGUCGAGACGACCUGCACGUGCGCGCCAUCCAGCGCACCGUGCUGAUGAUGGGACGCGGCACCGAACUCAUCCAGGAAGUCUGGGACCAUCACCACUUUGGAAGAUGCCCACAACUUCACUGA